Molecule: messenger RNA, 681 nt
Organism: Boeremia exigua
Lineage: Eukaryota; Fungi; Ascomycota; Dothideomycetes; Pleosporales; Didymellaceae
Exons: 2
Coding region: 1-681 (226 amino acids)
Source: RefSeq, a predicted model, not a curated record
AUGCUUUUCUCCACAGUUCUCGCUGCCGGACUUCUCCAGGCCAUGACCGCUUCCGCCGCCACCAUGAUGGUCACGGUCGCCGCGAACAACAAGUUCCAGUUCACCCCCAACUCCGUCACCGCCCAGCCCGGAGACGUCGUCGCCUUCAACUUUGUCGCACAGAACCACUCCGUCGCGUCCUCCACCGCCAACAACCCCUGCCAACCCGAGCGCAACGCCAUCUUCUCGGACUUCCAGCCCAUCCCCGGCAACCCCAACGGCAGCCCCAACGCCGGCAACGGCCGCAACACCAACCGCCAGGCGGGCAACACGCCCAUGUUCAUGGUCCCCGUGACCGACACCGCGCCCAUGUACAUCUACUGCUCGCAGGCGCAGCACUGCCAGCAGGGCAUGGUGAUGGUGAUCAACCCGCCCAACGGCAACGCCGUCACGCAGUACGCGAACAAGGCCGCCCAGGCGAACAACAACGUCUCGCCCCGCGGCGGCCAGAACGGGGGUACCGUGGUUAAUGAUAACGCGGGCACGAACCCGAAGAACGUGCUCGGUGCGAAUGCGGGCGAUGCUGCGACCGCGACGACUAAGGGCAAGGGUAAGGGCAAGGGCAAGGGCGCGGCGGCUGGCGGUGCUGCCGGCGGUGCGGCGGGAGGCCUCGCGGCGCUGUUGGGCGGAAAGGGGAACUAG